AUAUUACAAGCCAUUUAAACUUAACUUAAACAAUACCCCCACCAUUGCUACCGAUGGAUUGGUCCACGUUCAAUCUCUGUUCGGAGGAACUAAUACAUACGUGACCUAGACUUUUCUUUCAAGGAUUGACAACAGGCUCCAUGAACAACUUGAAUGACCCCCCUAGAUGGAACAUCCCACCAGGCGCUGGCGGAAGGGGGGCGGGAGCCGGUGAUGGUAACCAAUGGAACUACGCACUCCUGGUCCCAAUGUUGGGAUUGGCUGCCUUUCGCUGGAUUUGGACCAGAGAGUCACAAAGGGAGAUCCAGAAUGCCAAAGCUCAGUACGACAAAGAUGUGUCCUUAAUAAAAAGUGAAAUGGAGGCACGGUACCGAGCGACACUUACGGAGAGUCACAGAAAAGCUGCUACACUGGAGCUUGAGCUGGAAAAGGAGAAACAGAAGGUGAAAGGCUACAGGCAGGCCCUCAUCUCACAGAGCCAGCAUCAGAUGGAACAACAGAAACAGCUGCAGCAGGAACGGGAGACCUUGGAGGAACAGAAGCAACGACUUGUAAAAUCCGGUGCGCAGUUGCUCCUGAAGGUGGUCAAGGACCCCGUCAUGGCAGAACUAGAUGUUGAGUCUGAUCUGAAGGACAUUUUCAAAAGAGAUAAACACUGUGCUGAUUUGUUGAACAUGGACAAGAGGAAGAACGGAAGCCUCAUGUGGGUGUAUUUGAAGUACUGGCAGCUGCAGGUCACUGUCCAAAAACACAGAAAAGCUGAAGAGGCCUUAUUAGCAGGUAAAGUUCAGGUAAACACAAAAUGAAACAUUUUGAAAUUCACAAAAGAAAUGUCAUGACAAUGUGAAAUGCAUGUGAUGCAAUGUCAACGCGACUAUGUUCUACAUCAUCUCCAAUCUUAAACAAAAUACUGAAAAAUAAAAUCACUACAACCACAGACUCCAGAUAGGGUUGAUGAACUUUAUUUUAACUUAAAAACCCCAAAACCUACAGUAUAUAUGCACUAGGAAUUGCUAUUUUUAUCUUUAUUGGAUAUUUAAUUUCUAUACUUAUUUAUUUUUAUAUUAUAUACCUGCAAGAUAUUGUCAGUGAGUGUGUGCUGUAACACAGAUUACAUGUCUGAGAAUUACCAAAAAUUGAAACAAAUUGCAAUACAGUACCAUUUCAUCCAUCUUUAAUUUCCUCUCUUCUCUAUUAUGUUAAAGUUUAGUU
Molecule: messenger RNA, 1212 nt
Organism: Cynoglossus semilaevis (tongue sole)
Lineage: Eukaryota; Metazoa; Chordata; Actinopteri; Pleuronectiformes; Cynoglossidae
Gene: ccdc127a
Product: coiled-coil domain containing 127a
Source: RefSeq, a predicted model, not a curated record